This is a messenger RNA of Phyllotreta striolata, 1290 nucleotides long. The record is from the annotation of a GenBank genome assembly. Lineage: Eukaryota; Metazoa; Arthropoda; Insecta; Coleoptera; Chrysomelidae.
AUGUUUGCCGGGAAUAAGCGACAGUCGUCAAACGUCAGAGUUAUGCAACUGUUCCAUGAACUCAAACAGCAAUUCCCGACCAUUCCCGACCACGUCGUCACCUCCUGCAUAACCACCUACAUCCAAUCGAACCACCAAGAGACCACCAUCGCCGACAUACUGGCGAAGGCGCUGGCCGACGGCGCUCCGGCCCCGACGGGACGCCCCGCCAAGCAGCCGGAGCCGCCGCGAUCGGUCGCCAAGCGCCCCGACCGGCUCGACAUCCGGCCCCAACCGAUCGCCGACGACCGCCUCGCGUCGGACAAGCGCAAAGACGUUCGCGCGUGGCUCAACGACGAAUUGAGCGAGAAACCGCCGCGGUCGCCGUCGACCGCGAAACGGCUCCCGCUCAAACCGGCGCCCGUCGCCAAACCGGACGCCAGCAAGCGGGAGACCUGCUCGACGCCCACCCAAACCACGGACACUCUAAUGGCGGCGGACCGGCCGCUGUCCGGGCUCCACGUCAACGUGAACUGCUCGGUGGACGUGGUGCGGAACCGCAUGGCGCCCACCAUCGAGUUCACGCAACCGUGGACGCGGCGCAGCCCGGAGCCGAGGGGCAUCACCAGCGUGAAUUUGACGGUGCGGUCGCCGACGGCGGGCGGGGCGCCGCGCGUGCCGGCGCAGAGCCGGCUGCAGAUCACGCUGGAGCCGGCGAGGCGCGGCGCGCGCCCCCGGCCGAGCAGCUACCACCAGGAGGAGCCGCCGAGGGAGCUGGGGCCGGCGAGGGCGGGCUCGCUCAACGAUUUGGACGUUCGCUGCGCACCGCCCGUAAUCCUGAAACAGAAGGCUCGAAUAGAAAGAUUGAGGGCGGAAUUGAACGCCGAAACGGCCAGACUGGCGGCGAUAAAGCGGGAAAUCGAAGAAUUGGAGAGGAGCAGACGGGAAUACGAGAAUGUCGUCGACACGGAGAAGAAACUAAUCAAGGACAUUAAACAUUUACGUUAUCAAUGUAAAAUACUGGAAAUUGAUAGCGAUGCAUUUUACAACAACAUUUACACCGGUCAAACGAUCAACGAGUUCCCGACGCCGCCGGCGCGUCUGCGCCGCCAAAGCCGCGUCCACCAAACGGACGACGGUCCGAAAUGGAACUGUCACGUAUGCACAUUCCUGAACCAUCCGAUACUGGACAAAUGUGAGCAGUGCGAUUUCCCCAGGAUAUUACACGUUUCAGCUUCACCUGGGGAUAAUAUUCACAUACAUGUUAGGCCGAGAAUGCCAAGACGAAUUACGCAUUCAUGGGUAUUGUAA